Molecule: messenger RNA, 15557 nt
Organism: Pocillopora meandrina
Lineage: Eukaryota; Metazoa; Cnidaria; Anthozoa; Scleractinia; Pocilloporidae
Source: the annotation of a GenBank genome assembly
AUGUCUUCCCAUGAUUCCCCUGAUUCCCCUGCAGUAUACUUUAAAUUCAAGAUGGCGUCCAACGAGAAGUGGGAGGUAGUUGGCAAAGGGGGAAAGAAAAGGACUCCAAAUGAAGGCAAGAAGAACAGAGUCAAGGCGUCAGAUAUGCCUAAAGCAGAAAUAGUCAGUGAGUAGAAAUUGACGACUUUCUUAAAGCCUCACGGAACGAAAACAACUUCGCGUGCCAAUUCGCCACGUAUGCAAGUUGUGCUUGUUGAAAACUUCACGAAGCUUAAAUCUGAGGACAGUCGCAAAGCGAAAAGCUAAUUUUCAAGAACUUUGUUUAAGCAAUAGUGUGAGAGAUGCAUUUGGCCAAGUAACCAAUGGCUUAUUUGUAUCGUUUUUUAAUAAAGAAAAAAGAUGGUUUUUGGUUUCUUUAGCCUCAUAAAGGUUCCCUCAGACUGUGUCUUCCAAUAGAUGAAAUCAACGAUCGAUGAUAAUCGAUAUCAAUCAAUACCAAUCAAUGUCAACUAGUCGACUAAUUUUGUUGACUUAUAACUUUAUGAUAACCGGCUAGCCAGAGUAAUUUGAUUAGUACUUCUGGAUACAAAAAUUAAUCUUUCAAAUUUUAUUUGUCUACAAUUUUCCAGAUCCCUUGGCAGAAUCCAAAACAAUUUACCAAGCACUCAAAGGCCCUAAAGCACAUGCUUCACAUAUUGGUAAUGGACAUGUGAAACACACAUCUGAUGUCUAUGAAGAGCUGCCAGCAGUUCUAGCAGAAAGAGUACCCGAACAAGCCCCAGAAAUAAAGAAACUUAGUGGUGGUUUUAUCGGUGGGAAGAAGAAAGCAGUAUCAACUAAACCCCAGAAGACUGAGGAAGAAUUACUCCAAGAGGCUUUGUUAAAGGUACUUAUGAGUUACAUAGAAAUUCUGUAAACACAACAAGUACCCAGUACCCUUAGUCUUCCAACAAAAUUCCAAAGGUUUAGCUACAAUAGUAUUUAAUUCAGGGUCAGGCAGUUGGGAUAAAAUCUAGCACAAUAUACAACAUGACAUGUGUUAAUGUAAUUAUCACCCAACUGCACUAAGUAGAGUACAAUGGCCAGCAAUAUUGUCGAGGUGGUUAUUUUGUAUUGGAAAAAAGCCUGUUUAACCAGUUGGCUGUGUAUACUACACUUCUUUAUCCUCUUCUUUUUUCCCUUCUUAUAAGAAAUGCAUACAAAAUAAAACAAUUGGAUCACAAAUAACACAAUUUGGUGUGUACUAUUGCUGAGUAUUUUUAGUUGUUGUUUGUAUUUUGACAAGCCUGUAGGGUAAGUCAAAAUAUUGCACAACACUCAGCAACACUGCACACCAAAAUGUCUAAUAAGAUAUAUUUAUUGCACAAAACACAGAUUUGUCGAAGAGGUUUAGACAGCAGACCUCUAUUAUAUUAAAAGGAUGAAACUUGUAGAAAAAAAGCCUUAAACAGAUUAAAUACUUUAUAUCAUAUGCAUGGUGGGUUAGAACUGAAUGCUCUCCUGUUUAAGUCAGAUAUCUCCAGUUACUAAUUUCUCUAUAUAUUAUAUACUGGUAUUUGUAAAGACUAUUUGAAUGAUGAUCUUAUUGUUUAGGCUGACAAUGGUACAGACACUAUUACUAUCUGGUUAUUCAUUGUUUUUAUUUAUUUCACCUAUUUGAGGUGGAUGUUGAUGAGCUCACAGCAAUCCUAACAAACUUGGAAUCAUCAUUUCCAAACAAUCCAUCAGUAAGUAUAGAGAGUAGAGAGUAGACCAACCAUUUUCUCCCAAGAUCUGACUACAGUGGAACCUCGCUCUAACAAACAUCCAUGUAAUGAAGUCCUUGGUAUAACAAAAUCCUGGUUAUAACAAACAAAUCCAGAAGCCCAAAUGUAUAACAUACCCCAAUAUAACAAACAAAUGUCAACACUUGACAAAAGACAAAUGCAAAACAGACCAAUAAGAAUCAAAAUCCUUCAAUCCUGUAACAAUAGAACAACUUCGUGUUCAAAAGCUUAUUAUGAAUGCUGGCACUGACACUAUCAACAUAUCCACAGAUCUGCUUUAUCCUCUUUCUCUCUUCUUAGGUGAAGUAACUUCUUUAUUUUUUAAGGCUUUUUGUGGUAAAUGGCAUAAAAUGCAGGAAUUUCUGGUCCAAUGACAUUGUUUCUCCAUUUGCCUGUGACUUCCACUAAAAUUUGUCCUCUGUGCUUUAAAAACAAGGUGCUGUAGCUAUAUACAGACCUGUACAGUGUACUGUAGCUUCAUAUAGACAUUAAAGCACAAAUGUUACUUAUAGUAAUUGUUCCUAUCCCAUAUUGUUCGGUAGUACGACAUCACACCACAAAGAAAAAAAAAACAAAAGAAAAAGAGAACAGCAACUAUUAUCCAUCCCUCGCUAUAGCAAAUUGUAUAAUUGUCUUUUUGUAAAUUCCUUAAAUCAAGGUUUUUGUGUAAUGAACCCUCAUUAUAAUGAACUAAUUUCCCCAAUCCCUCGGCACUUUGUUAAAUCGAGGUUCCACUGUAUUGCCUUUAUAAUUUAGCUGCUAGACAUGUCCCUUUUGGUAAAUUGGCUAAGAUAUUUUUUUACAAUAAAAAGAUAGCUCAUUACCUGUUAACUUGUCCACAAGACAAACAAAUAAGUUCAACUCAAUCACCUCUAGGAGUUGAGGGACACAAAAAUAUAUUGUACAAACAAUAAAUCCCAUAAUAUUGCUUUCAGAUUUAUAUUAUACAGUUGUAAGGAAGAGAAACCAUGUUACAGAACUGAAUUUGAAUAAGGCCUUUUCCUAUUGUUGAGACAGGACCUGAAAAAAUUAGGCUGGCAUGUGAUGGACUUUAUGCACAGGUUAUAGAAACUGUCUGAGCUGACAUUUGUAAACUGAUUACAUAGAAAUUAACUUUUCAUCUUCAGAAACAGAUUCCUUCCAAAUACUAAUGCAGACUUGUAACUUAAUUUUUUUUCCCUGUACUGAUGCAGUGUUUUCAAUCCUUACCUGUUUCUGUUUUCCUUAUGCAGAUUUGGUUGACUGACAUUGGUGCACAUCUUCAGCUUAAGCUGAAAGGUGUUCCACAGAAAGACCCAACAUUUGAAGGCAAACCAGCAGGUUUGUACAAAGUUAAGACCACAGUGAUAACUGUUUCAAAAAGUCUUAUACUCUGUUUUAAUGAGCACUAGAAAUUGUGGCUAGUUGAACAAAAUUUAGUUGUUGAUUGUGUGACCAAUGGUCCACAAGUCACAUACUGUUCAAGGAUGGUACAUCUUGGAAGAGUGUUGUCAUGUACAAACUGGUUUUCAAUAUCUGGAAGGGCAUGGAAAAUAAUGCUCAUGCCCUGGAAGGGAGAUUUGUCAAGUGUCAGCAAGCAUUAAUUGCUGGGGGAGCUCAGCAAUUUACCUAACUUAAUUAAAACAAUUUUUUCAGAAUUAUCUAAAUGUUCACAAUAUCAUGGAAAACCUUUCACUACCAAGACAUUGUGGUUUAAAGUAAUCAGAUUUACACAAGUUUAUACUCUGAGCUGUGAAACAUGUCAAAUGUUGAAUUGAAGGAGUAUUUGAAAACUUUCAUUUGAAACAAAAAGGCUGCAGCACAAUUUUCAAUGUGUAGGAAACAGUAAUAUAUAGAUUUAGCUGAGCUUGCAUUUUUUUUUCCCUGCAUGUCUCAAGGGCACAACGCCUUGCCCCAGCCAGGCCUAGAACCUGGGUCAUCCGACUCAGAGCCCAGUGCACUGACCACUGGACUACUGAACAAAGCUGUGGCAUUGGUGUGCCUGCAGUACAGUUGACCAUGCAUGUUAUAAGUAGCACCCUGUACAGUCAUAUGGUCAUACAUCCAAAUUUUUUCAGCUUGAUGGGUUGCUACUCUUUUGUAUAAUUAUGGGGCUAUGCUCUGCAAGCUCUGCGAGCUCUGCUAUUAAAGAACUUAUGAAAAUGCAAUCAUAUGAUAUCAUGCAGUGAUCACCUGGAUGGAUCAGGGGUCAAAUGAAAGGCCUGAAAUUGAACAUGAUUCCUUGACACCAGAAUCAAGAAACUAUUUGUGUAUCCCCCUGAAAUGAAAAUAAACCCUCUCUUAAUAAUUUACACUGGAUCAGGUUGAGCACCUGACAUUGUUUCAUUGUGACUCUGUGAUUAUUUACAUAACAGACUAUCCAAUGUGCGUAAUGUCGUCUGCACUCAAGAAAUUUUUCCUCAACCUCAUGAAGAAAUGUACGAAGCCAACCUUGAAACUUGUGUAUCAGCGGUCGGUUGAAAACAUGGUGCAAGACCUCAGUAAAGGUAUUGUAACUUGCACAACAUGAACACCCUUUCAGUAAAAUUUUCUUACUAUUCCUGCUAACCUUAAAAAAUCAUUUUGGACAUAUUCUAACUGCUUUUCAUGCAUAUCUCUCCCAUGAUUAUGAUUUUGCAAAAACAGAUCAGCAACAUUGGUUUCAUAUUUUUACAGUGCUUUGCAAUUUAGGAAGGUUUUUUCCAAUGAAAGUUGUAAAAAAAGAGUGCCUUCUCUAAUCUACCAGCUGAGGGAAAAUUUGUAUCUUUGAUUUUUCUAUGCAAGAUGACUUUGAAUUGCUACUUUAUGAUCUUCAUGGUAGGUUAUUCUGCCUAUGGUGACCAAAUUAUGCUGCAGUUUAUUGUACACCAUCAGCCACAGAUCACUUUGGAAGAAUUAAAAGAGGUAAGAGGUACAUGUGUACUAAAUUCCCUUUUAACAGGUCUGGAGCCUUUGUAAUGGUCUCCCAUGUGUUUCUGUUGACUUGUACUUUACAUGUUCCUGCCUCCAGAUGAAAAAUAAACAAAUAAUGUUUGGAAUUUUUGUUGUGCACAGGUGCAAGAGAUGCUCAUGCAACGGAGGACUCGUACACGCGAGGCAUUAACAUUGAUGUGGUGUGUUGGACAGUUGCCAGAAAAGGACUUAGCUCAGGGUUUAACAGGUUUGUAACCCAUCAGCCUGUGACAGGGUGAAGGUUUAUGUAAGGGAGAAGCUUACCACAAAAUAACAAAGAAAGAAAUGAGGGUUUUCAAAUUCUAUGCUCUUGUGCAUAUAUUAAAUGAUUCUUAGAUUUUAUUAUUAGCUUGGGUGGGCAAGUUGUGGAUCAUGUGUUGUGUGAUCUUGGGAAUGUGAUUGUAGUUUUCUUCAUGGCUGUAAUUUUGGUGUUUGAUAACCACUGUGAGGGUAUCAGUAAACACUGAAAUUACAGCUAUUUUUCAACGUACAUGUAUCAGGCUUCAUCAGUUCAACAAUCAGUGGCAUGCAUAACUCUUCGCCUGAAAUCAUAAGGCAUUCAGAAGAUUUCACUUCUUGUGUAAGAACAUGAAGUCUUUGGAAAUCUGGUUUGAUCCUUGAUAUAUGUUUUUAUUUGAUGCCAAUAAACUUAACUCAUUUUUCAUGUAAAUCAUUGUGAUAGCUUUGUACAUAAAUUCACAACCAGAAGGGAUGGGUGUUCCUAGGUGACAUUUGCUGUAGAGUUACAGUACACGCAUCAUACAAUGAAUCUGUGAAUUUGAUUUUUAAAAGACAAGAAAAUUACAUAUAGGAAGUUGUUCGUGGAAGUUUUUCCUGAAACUCUUCAUCCAGCAAUCCAAUGACAAUAAUGUUUUCAUAUUCUGGAGUUUUUUUUUCACACAAAGUAUGAUAUUUGAAGGAUGAAGGGCCACCAGGUACCUGCCAAUGCUGAUUAAGCCAUCUAAAAUAAGUAACAGGCAUUAAACACUGGCAAUUUUUUAUACUCUGAGUAAUGAUUCAGGUUUUUUUUUGUGUUUGUUGCAGUGUGGAUGGAAGUCAUGUUACCUCAGUUAACUGUGAAACAUCUGACAAAAUAUUCUGUUUCUUACUUGGAAAAUCUCCUCAGGUAAUGAUAUUUGGUACCAUUGAUUAGUACCUUAUUUUGCAGUUAAGGUAAAAGUGGGGGGUGUUUGCUUGGUUCACUUAGGAAAGGGAUAGACUGCUUUGGCAGAGGGUCAGGGUGCAAGCCCCCAGGCUUGAUGAACACAAAUGGUCUUGAAAUGAUUGGGAAGAAUGUGCUGCUUUGGCAAUAUCAUUUGUAAAUGGGUAAUAGUUUUAUGAGAUAAGGACUGUAAAGGCCAGGUAACACAAUGCAGCAAGCUUUGUGCCUGAUGUUCCUGAAACCAGUCUCUAAAAGGUGAUUUCUGCCAAAAUAUCUCUUUUCCGAAGAAGCUUAUAGCUGGUGGGCCUUGUCUCCCUCCCCUGCUUCAAUGCCACAUGGUGCUCAGGGGAUAUUGAAGAACCCUCUCACUCUUUGCAAACAGUAGGGUGUGGGUUUCCUGUUAUCCUUGUUUUUUCUUUCUGUCACAGUGCUGUGGCUGGGUUGGGAAAUGCUUGGAGAUAGUAUUAGCUGAUAAGGCACAAUCAGCCUGUAUUUGUUUGCAGAAUGAAAUAUACGUUUAUAUAAUCAGUGUUGUGUGGUUGUUUUUCAGUACAUGCAAACCUGUUGGUAACCAAGGGGCCCUUGUCGAGCCAAAGGAAUUUUUCACAGUAAUGGAGGUGGCAUUUUCUCCUGCCUCUCCUCUGGCUGGUAACACAAGGUACAUUGCCUUUUUGCUAAGUCAUAACUUGUGGCAAACAUAUAUGCUUAGGCACUACAUACACUUUUUUACCAGGAUUUGAUAAAGUAUUAUUAAAUGUAUUUAGAGAGUUGUUGCCUUGACAUUUGUCAACCAAACCCUUUACUUUUCCAGUAGUGAUUGACAUUUGACUUCUUUUUAACAAUAAAGUUUGAUUAGUAGACUGUCAAGCAAACAGCCAUGGAGAAUUAAGAAAAUUAUUUAUGAUAGCACACUGGUUAAUAUGACACUAAAUUAUUGUGACUUGUCCAGCCAUUGUUUAAUCCUUAGGUAGGAUAAUUGGUUUUUCUUGUCUUUGGAGGUUUCAUAAAGGAGUCAUUUUAACAUGAAUAUUCAGAAACUUGAGGUUGAACCCAGGAGUGUUUGACUAUUAUAUCAAAUGAUUCAUUGAACUUGGUCAGAGAAGGUUAAGACACAGAGUUUUCUUUUGUUUGUUUUCUGUAGCUUGCAGCGAAAGCUGUUGUCUCUCUACCCCAAAAUAAAGGUAUGUUACUGUUUGUGGACAUGGCAAUGAGGAUCUUGAGAUACAUGCCAUGUAAUAAAUAAAACAUUGUAUAAGUAGCCCAUAAACUUUUUUAUCUGCUAUCUAUCAGAACCCUCUACACAGUGGUGGCUUAAAGUGAAAACACACUCAAUAUGAAACUAUUUAUGUAAUUUAUAACACCAAAUUUUGAAAACUUUAGCUGAGAAAAUGCAAUCAAUAAUGUAUUUGAAAAGUGAAUGACAAUUUGUAUGUUUUGGCGAAAUGCAGUAGGCAGAACUAGUCAUUGAAAGUAAAAUGGCCUUUUUUUAUAUUUACCAUGUCUUUUAUUUUAUCUCAGAGGCUUUCUCUAGGUUCAGAAACAAGACCAGUCAGCAGAUUGUACUUUGGCACUUUGCUAAGCCGUCUGGACAGUGAGCUUCCAUUAGAAUACCAAAUAGAGGUAGGUGCAAAUUAUGUUUGGUCCUGGGGGUGUGUUUCUCGUCGUUGUAUCACCAGUUUUUGUUUUCUUAAAGCAAAUAGAUUUCAUGUGGUCCAGAGUUUUGAAAUUCCAUUGAAUAGACCUAUCAUAUUGCUGGUAAAUACAUCGCUGAUUUGUUGUCUCCCCUGAUGGAUAUGUAGUAAUUUAAAACGUUCACUAUUAUUUCAUUCUGUGAUGCAGGUUCUGAGCUGUCUCGUGAUGUGCUUAGAAAAAGAUCAGGAUUGCUUUACAAAAUGGGAAAGCAGCUAUCUAGCGACAUUACAGCAAUCAGGGUAUGAUAAAUUCCACAAUAAAUUAAGAAUUUUAGGGUGGAAAUGUAGAGUCGAAAUGAUUGUAUCGUUCAAACCGAUUUUGUUAGCUCCUUAAACUGUUCUCUAAAAUAUGUGCUUCAACUUGAUCUGUUUUGUUGCAUUUCAGUCUGUUUCUAAAUCAUUUGAUAAAUACUUGGAAUUCCCAAAGUACGGUAAGUUGAUUUCCGCACUACACUGAAAAAGAAGUGUGCAAGUGUGGGGGAGAUAAAAUUAGACUAGAUAUUGGUGAAUAUCGAUUGCCCUAUUCUUAGACAGAUCCAAAAGCUUUUCCUUGCACAAAGUUAACUUCUUGGCACAAAACGUAGCGAUUUAAACAUAUUUUGUACAACUGAGGCCAAAAACUAGGAAGUCAGUGACAUGUGUUCAGUCUGGCUGAUCACAGCAAAUGCAUCACUUACUGGUCCAACCUUGUAGUCAAGCCUAAGUGUGACCCGCGAUUCGCGACGAUUUAAGAUUGCUUCUAAAUUCGUUCAACCUCAAAUCCCACAGAUUUAGUCAAUGACUGGUUGAUACGAAACUUUUUAUGCUAAUCUUUUGUUCAAAUUUGACCAAGUGCCCCUCUUCCGCUUCGUGUUUGGUUUAUCUUAGCAAAUAGUAAAAGUUUAACUUACAAAUCAUGUUUUUUGUUUGUCAUUGUACAGGGUCUUCAAAGCAAGCUGUUCGCCAUUGUGGACGUAUUCCAAGCAAAGAACCGACCACUUCUGGAAAAUAACAAAACCAAGGUGAGUUCUUAUGUAAUAAAUUCAGUCUUCUGAACUCAGUGUGCCUAAUAAUACCCUCCUCAAGGGGAUGCUGGUCUAACGUAAGUACAGUUUAUUGGAACCAUUUAUACGCCUGGGUGGGAGAGGCACUGUGAGAUUUAAGUGUGAGGCAACAACACAAUCACUCAACCAGGCCUCGAGUCCUCACCGUUUGACCCGGAGUCCGGCCUGCUAACCACUGGGCUAAGGUUUUACUACUUAUUUUUUUAAAACUCGCCUAACUUUGAAAGUCAGUAUUUUUUUAGAGAAUUCUCUAACUUCUUCUUGGCUUCGUUAGGGAUUUAUACGGCAUUCUUCCCUACAUUGAUUUAUUUUAAACGGAAAAAGUGAAUCGAUUUGUAUUUUUCAAUGAAUUUUCUGGGUGGCCGUCCGAACGGCUUCAUCAGACGAAUUUUCUCCGACAGCACUUGAUUAGGCUGCAAGAAAUGAUUGCUCUGUUCCGAUCUCCUCUUUUUCUAAUAGUUCUGUGAAUAUGCCUGUGAGCUGGAAUCAGUCAGUAAAAUACCUUUUUUUAAAGGAUUUUCCCUCCAGUCUCCGUCGGUGGGAAGGGGGUGGGGCGUAUAGCCAGGAUCUUAUCUUGUCUUUGUUACCGGUGUUUUGAAUGCGCUGAAUUAUUGAUAACUAACAUACAGACUGUCUGAAUUUUAUUGGUUAACAGCCUGGUCUGGACAGCUGUGUGAAAGCUUGUGAGGUAGGAGAAAACCUCAUUUUCUUAACAAAUGAAUGAGUAAAUGAAUAAAUUAGCAAAUUAAUCAACAGAUGAAUUUUCUAGCCAGGGUUUAGACGGGUAUCCAUUGUCGUGUGGACGAAAAAAUAACUUAUACCGUAUUUCUUUUGAAUCGCCUGGAUAAGCUCAGUGUGCUUCUCAUAACUAAAGGCACCAGAUCUCCCACAAGGUGAACUUGUUGAGGGAGUUUUCAAACUUUUCUUUGUAGGAAUUCGCACCUCAGAGCGUAGGAAAACGUCCAGUUUGGGUCGUUUGUUUGGUUUGUUUAGAAUAGAACCCCAAUUUUACCUACGUUAACAUUUGAAAAUUUUGAUAGCCUUAAAGACAGAGAUCUGUUUAUAUUCGACUCCGUAAUUCGGCCGAAAUCCACCCUAAACUUCGUCAGAACAGGAGCGCCCUGUCUUUCUUAUGUGUCAGUUCGUUUUCUAGGAUCAGUUGAGGGACGUUGUUUAUGUCAACGCUUUUCUUAGUAGUCAUGUCAAUGACAAUGGUCAGGUAGUGUUCUGUGAUUGGUUGACGUAUUCAUGUAACGUGAUGUUCACGUGGUAAUUUGGGUAUGAUUCUCAUGCAGCAAGCUGGUGGGUUAAAGGGGGUUAGUUUCUAAGGAAACUGUGGUGCUGCGUCGGUGGGAGAGUAUAACAGGGUAGUUAAGUGUUGUCAACUGAGUUGAAAACGUAAAUAGGCCGCCGUAAAGAGUUUAAAGGCUGACGUUUCGAGCGUCAGCCCUUCGUGAUUGGGUUAGUGGGUUAGUUUUGCUGCAUCACAGUCCACCAGCCCACAGUGUUCUCUGAUUGGUCGUUGCACUCAUGCAGCGUGAUGUUCACAUGAUAGUGUUUUGUGUAUGAUUCUCAUGCAGUUAGCAGGUCGAUUAGUUUUGCUGCUCUGAGUUUUCCCUGAAUCGUCUUGUUCUUCUGCCAAAUUUCUGUAACUGGACCGUGGACAGGUUUUUAAAAUAGUACAACUAGGAGUGAUUGGUUAUUACGGGACUGAACUGUUCAAGUUUUGUGCGCAAUAAUGACUGAAAUAGACAAAGCGGUGAGUUGUCCUUGAAUUUUAUUACGCGUCUUUGGUUCUAACGCCUUUCAGUCGUUAAUCACUGAAGGAGGAGGUUUCCAUUUCAGAUUUUAACAACGAGAAUAAUUUGGCUUAUAUUUAGUUAGUAAUUAUUGUUUGAUUAUGUUGUUAAUGUUUUAUGACUGGUGUUAAGUCACUGAUGGUAGAUUUUUUAACUCGAUCGUAGAGAAGAUAGAUGUCAAGCAUCUUGUCACGAGCUAAGGAAAAAAGAAAUAUGAAUGAGGAUUUGAGUUUCAGAGCUUCCAAUUUCACGGUCUGAUACUCAUCAAACUGAGUUACAAAGAAUUCGCUGGUGGGCUAGGCCAUAUAUGAAUCCCAUGUUGACAGUUUCCCACCUUGCAACCCUUAGGUUAUGUUUGUCCAUUAGGACCUAGUGAUGACGAACUGAUCAUUAUCAUUUCACUUAUUUUCUCUUCCUAUUUUCUAUCCUACUUUUAUGAUAUUUACGCUUUCAAUCCAGAAAUGACGGAUUUAUACCAUCACUCAGCUUAUCUAGGGUGAGAAUUUGCCGACAGGUGUUUAUCGAUUAAAAUUACUCUGCCUCACCCGGUAACAACCUGUGCAGGUUUUCCCACCUGCUAACGUACAUAAAACUUAGUUUUUAGUGAAAUCUAACUUUUAUUGAAGCAGUGAAUGAAAAAAAAAAGGCGAAGUAAGAGGAAAUCCCUACAUCACAUAGUUUUGUCCUCCGCAAAUUUAAUUAAAAAAAAGGCUUAUGACAAUUGUUAAUUAUUUUAGAAGCAGUUAAAUUCACAACUCUCCUUGCAUGAAACAAUAAUGUAGCUUGUAGUGAAAUAAUAGGCUUUAUUUCAAUUAGUCACUCAAGUUUCAUCGAAUAAAUGUUGCAUACGUAUUUUUUUCUAGGAAAUGGUUGAAACCAGCAUUGUGUCGAACACCAGUUUCGAACGUGCUUGCAUUUUAUAAGCGUAAAGGAGGCUUAUUCAUGUGGUUCACCUGUUCAAGGCGAACUUUGAUGUCUUUCAUGUUAGUUUUCGCCUAAAUUUAAAACAUGUACUGCUUUUUCCUGUGAGUCCUCUCGAGGUCUUCUCUUUGAAAGAGGAGUUGCACUGACUUUAGGCAAAAUUUAGAUUUACGUAUUUACUGUCAGCCCAAUGUUUGUGAACUAAGAUUUCGAAGUCCUGAUGAGCAAUCGUCAUUUGGUUUAGCAGCAGCAGCAACUUAUAUAUUUUCAAACGUCAGCAUGCACUUAAGGCCCUAGUAAAAAGCUUUCUCUGGGCUGUCAACCCUUAUAGCGGUUCGCGCGUGAGAUGCGCCACACCGCGAAAACACGGUAUCCUACAAAGCCAGAAAAUUUUGGAUGUUAAGUGAUGUUCGCGCGUUCGUUCGCGAAAAGGUGCACCGCAUGGAGGCGAGGCAUUAGUCUCUUACUACUUGUCCUUUGUCUAUUUAGGCCAUAAAGGAGAAGAAGAAGACCAAGAAAAAGUCCUUCUUUUGGUGCGGAAAACUCUUCAAACUUGUUUUGUUGUUAUUAGUCGCAGUGAUUUCCAUUGACGUUUACAAACACAAAGGUUACCAAGGUAACUAAUGCUUACUGUGAUUUCCCUUAUUUUGCUUUCCCUGGCGAUAUUCUUCAUCAAGAUAAGAGCUUCAAAUAAAGACCACCACAGCAAAUUUAUAACAGUAUCUUAAAAGGCACCCUUUGGUCUAGCUAGGUGUUGUUUCAGCUCAGCAAAAGAAGUUUUGCAUACAAAAAUACAGCCAUUUGUAUAGCUGCGAAUUUAUGCGGCAUCCGCUGAUACAAAUGCCCAAACAGGAAUGACUACUGACAGUCGUUUGUCUGAUGAUUUGACCGGUAUUGACCAUGUUUAGGGACUUGUCAGAAAUUGGCAGGGGGGGGGGGUGGAAACAGAGGGGGGGUCACAACUUUUUGAGCCUCAGAAAAGGGAGGGGUCAUGAAAUGGGCAGUUAAAAGGGGGAGGGUCAUGCAAAUAUAUGCCCGUGAUCAUGUAGAGGUUCACCCACAGAAGAAAAAGGAAGUUCUUUAUUUGGCACAAAAACAAACAAACAAUGCUCCCUCAGUGUGGAAGAGGUGGAUGAUCAUGAUGAAUGUGAGGUAGAUGAAGGGGAUGAGGCAUUACCCACUUGUUCUAGUGAUGAAGACUUUGUAUUGGGAGAAAUAGGAGAGUCGAGUGAUCAGUCGGACUCUUAAUGCUGUCAUCGAAAAUGUAUGUAUGUAGUAUGACAAAGAACAGAUUAGAAAUAUAUUUUGAGUUUUCAUAAUACUGACGCACCCUAGUGUAUUGCAAGAACUAGAUUUUAUCAUUUAUACAAGAGGGGCAGGGUCAUGAUAUUUUAGGCCAAGCUCAAGGGGAGAGUUAGCAAAUUUCACUCCCAUUGCAGGGAUGGGUCACCUAAUUUCCGAACCCAAAUUUAAAAUUCCCACCCUCCCCUCCCCCCCUGCUAAUUUCUGACAAGUCCCUUAGUACUUACCAUUUGCCUAUAAUCGAUCCUUCCAUGGGCAGUAUAUGUCCUUUUUAGAAGAGGCUGUAUAUGUUAACUCAAUUAUGAAUUUGAAAGUUGUUGAUCUCUUUUAUCUUUUCAUGUAUGAAGCGAGUAGAACGGCCCGGAUCGCAAGGGAUUAUGGUUUAGAGCAGGCUGCUGUUUCAGGAUACGGACACGCAAAGAAGGGAAUUGAUGUGGCGAAUAGGUACAGCUGUCGAUUUAGUGUCUUGUACCUGCUAUUACUGAUAAUCUUUUUGUCUGUCUGUUACUCACUUGUAAAGUGAGAGCAAGUUUUAAAUCAGGUUCGAAUUUAAUCCGGGAUUGCAUUGCUUUUGCUCUGUGAUUGGUCCAGAAAAACUCGCACCAUUCUCUAGACCAAUCAGAUGCCAAACUAAGUUCUCAUUGGCUCCUUGCAAUAUUUUUCUUUGUUCUGACUUGCCAUUCUGAUUAUAAAGGUUGUAAUUUGCGCACUGAAGUUGGAAUAGAGUAAUGUUCAAACUUUCUAUUUACUAUGUCUGAUUUCCUUUUAGUUGGGUUCAAACGAACUAUCCUACAUACUACAGCAAGUUUAGAGAACACGCAGAUCCAGCUGCUGCAUUUGUUUGGGAAAAACUGACCAUUAUCGGAACAUUUAUGGCAGAAACAACCAAACCAGCUAGAGAUUAUCUAAACGUUAAAAUACCACAGCUUUUAGAAAAGGUGAGACAAAUGAGGUGUUCGGUGGGUGUCAGCCAACAUAAUCCUUGUUACUGUCUCGAGCUACGGAAGAAAAAUGUAAACCAGCAAAUAAUUGAACUGAAUUAUUUAGUUUUAGACUGGCGCGCAAGUAUAACCAAGUUAUCUUUUUUCAUCACCAGUCUUUCAUUUAAAUGUAAAGUAAAGUCAAAAUAAUAACUGUUCUUUCAAGUUUAUAAAAUCCAGAGGAAGGGGAGGGAAAUAAGUAUUGAAUGAAUAUUGUGCGUUUUUCCCCUUUAUCACACACGUUAGUCAAUGAAAUUCUAGGAUUUUGUACAACGCCAAAGUAUGAAAAUCUUUAUUUUAAGCAUUUGUCUAAAAAAGGUAGCGCUUGUUGUCAUUCUGCAUUGUGAACUAAAAUUUUUGUGUAUUUGUCCUUUUCCUUUCCUUGUUUUUUGUGCAGAUUGAAACGGAAGGUCCAGUUUAUCUGGGUAUAGUUCGCGAUCACCUAAAGCACUUCUGGGACACUUGGUGGCCUGUGGUUCACAAAUACCUGAUAAAAAUCUGGGAUUUCUUAUCAGAACACGUCCCAGUCCUACUCGCCAAGGUGCAGGAACUUGCAACUAACUUAGCACACAAGAUUUACGAACUCGCUCCAGAUUUCUUUUCCUCUGUCGCGACUUGGUUUGCAAAACUUGGCGAAAAGAUUGUGGAGAAGUUACCAGAUGUGUUAGCUGUCAUCCAGGAGUACGUUGUCAUAGCGAUCAACCUAGCUGUUAAUCUCAUACAAAGUGUUGUGGAAUGGGUUCAAAAUGUCGCUGGAAGGUAGGUUUGUGCUUUUAUUUCACUUGAACUGUUAGCAAAAGUAGUUUUCUAAGUAGCUAUAAAGUGACUCGAAAAUAUACAGCUGUAGCGAAGUACAGGUAAACAUCAUGAAGCCAUGCAACUUCCUUUUUUUUUUUUUUUUAAUAUUGCAUAGCCUGUAAACUGGGAAGCUUUCAGAGAGCCGCAAACUGUGUUUAGCUAAUCGCUGUUGACGUUGUUCGGAGUUUCUCUAAAUUAGAUGAAAACGCGUCAUUGGUUGAUCGGUUACAGCCAUGAUAGAAGAGAGCUUUUCGUAACGUUGUAAAAUUUGUUCUAUCUCAAAGCAGUUAUUCAGGUUUGGAAAAAUUUAAAUGAAAGGUCAUUAUCUAACUCUCUCUAUAGCGCUGAGGUUGAGGACACAGUAAAUCAGAAGUCAUCCUCGACUGGGUAUUCAAAACACGUACCGAAGUGAACCAAUUCAGUGCCGAAAAUUAACGCGUGUAGAACAAAGCAACUUGGAAAUCGCAAAGGCACUGACCAGAAAGCCAAUAAAAGGCAUGCAGUACUGCGCUUGCGUGAAAGCUGAACAGAACCUCUCUCCUUAUUGCUACUGGACUUUGUAAAGGAACAUUUUGCCUUAUCGAUGAAAGAAUUUUGUUCAAUACAACACGUCUCACACGAUAUCGGUAUCUCUAUAAGGGUAAGGACUUUGAAAUAAAUCACACGCACAUUAUUUUUUCUGAAUUUUUGACUCGUUUUAUCACCAAGCAGCUGAAAUUAUCACUUCUAGUGAGCGUGGUAAUAAGACAACGAUUUAAAGUUGAUUUCAAGAGCAGUUUUAAAGAAUUGGAUGCAAAAAAUGAUAAGUAUUAAUUCGGGUAAGAAUGUAAACCGGAUAUAGCGCAGAUAAGUGGUAACACCCUCUUUAAUUGAAAGAAAACCGAAGAGAUGGAUUCAAAGGUUCAGGCGCGGCAAACCAAUAAAAACUGGGAAAGAAAGGAGAAGGAUUCGAUGGAAUGUUGAAACUUUCCCAUAGUUGAUUACACUUCCAGCUCCUAGUCUUCACGAGUGAUUGAAACUCAUAAGCGUUUUAUUUCAGAAUAUCAAUAUAUCCUAAAAGUUGUUCGCUCUGCUUCCGCCGAGACCGCAAUUAAGAUGUGUAAGUUGUGUCACAAGAAAUUUAAAACGAGUUUAUUACUUUUCAAAUUUACAAGUAAAGGUUGU